Messenger RNA from Hydatigera taeniaeformis, 1755 nucleotides. The record is from the annotation of a GenBank genome assembly. NCBI's taxonomy places the organism in Eukaryota, Metazoa, Platyhelminthes, Cestoda, Cyclophyllidea, Taeniidae.
AUGGAAAAACUUGCUUGCAGAUUGACGAACCUCUUUGAUGAACACCCGAUCUCACAGCAAUCUCGGAACCUGUCUUACGGUACUCCGGGAUACCGAGGUAAAGCUGACCUUUUGCAUGGCAUUGCCAUAAGAAUUGGUGCCUUUGCGUGUCUUCGUUCUAUUCAACAAGGCGGUAAGGCUGUUGGAGUGAUGAUUACGGCAUCCCACAAUCCUCCAGAGGACAACGGCUUAAAGCUUAUUGACACUGAUGGUGGUAUGUUUUCACCGGAUUUGGAGCCCAGUGUGGUGAAAUUUGUCCGAUUGCGGAGCGAUGAGUUAGAGGACUUUUUACUCGGCUACUUUGCUGACUCCUACGACGCAUGCAUUGAACCUCAGGUGUUCUUUGGUUGGGAUUCUCGCGUAAGCUCUGUAGCUCUAUCUCAAGAGGUGAAGAAGGGUGUAAUGGCGACCGGUGGAAAGUAUGUAGACUUUGGACUUGUCACAACGCCACAAUUGCACUUUUUGGUCCAUAUUCAGACCCGUCAUCACGUGCCAAAUUGCCUAGAGGACUAUGUGGAAGUGUUCACUCGCCGUUUCGUUAAGGCUUUCUCUACACUACGUGAUGGUUCUGGCGAAAUCCAUUUGAAUGUGGACUGUGCUCAUGGCGUGGGGGCGCUGGCAUUGACCUCGCUCUCCUCACGUCUCUACUUAGCCUUUAAGGCGCCAACCUACCCCGUCGACAGUCCGCGCCUCUCUCUACAUACCUAUAACACACUCACCAGCGAGAAAGAUCUUCUCAAUCGAGGGUGUGGAGCCGACUUUGUUAAGCUCCAUAUGGAGCGACCGGAGCUGACACCGCCAACAUCGGAUGCCGCGCCUUUUGCACCAUCAACGCGGUGGGCCACAAUUGAUGGGGACGCAGACCGCUUGCUAUACUUUUUCUGCCCUUUGGGCAUGGAGGGCACCUCUCUGUGCCUACUAGACGGCGAUCGCAUCUCUAUUCUCUUUACCGCCUUCAUAGCCGAUCGUCUGCGACUAUCCCGAGAGGAUGAGCUAUGCCUCCAACUUGGUGUCGUUCAAACUGCAUACGCUAAUGCUGCUUCAACGCGUUACCUCCGCCAAUGCCUCGGACCCGACGCUGCCAACUCAGUUGUGUGCACUCUCACUGGCGUGAAACAUCUACAUAAGGCCGCCAAGAAUUUCGACUUUGGUGUCUACUUCGAAGCGAAUGGGCAUGGGACCGUCGUAGUGUCGGAGCGGGCACAAGACUAUGUCUCAAGUCUGGAGGAAGAUGAUCCUUUGCGGCUCUUUGUAUCGUUGUUAAAUACGGCGGUGGGAGACGCACUAACUGACCUCCUUUUGGUGGAGUAUGUGUUAGCAGCACGCGGCCUCUCCCUCGACCAAUGGUUUGCCCUCUAUCACGAUCUGCCGUCGCGUCAACUUAAGGUUACAAUCGCUGAUCGAACCGUAAUUCAGACCAUCGAUGCGGAUCGCAAGGCCACACAUCCACCGGGCUUACAAGAUGAAAUCGACUUCUUAAUUAGAGAAGCGGAUACAGCGGCGAUGAAGUCGGGGCUGGCGACUUCAGGGGAGGGAGGGGGAACGUCUCGGGCUUUUGUGCGUUCCUCGGGCACGGAAGACGUGGUUCGCGUGUAUGCUGAGUCUGCAACUCAGUCCCUCGCCGACUGGCUGGCUCAGAGCGUUGCCUGUCUUGUCUACCGGUACGCCAAUGGCGUGGGGCCUGAGCCACCGGCCCCUGGACCUGUUCCUGUUUGA